Fusarium tjaetaba is the source of this 2292-nucleotide messenger RNA. RefSeq names its product glutathione-S-transferase. NCBI's taxonomy places the organism in Eukaryota, Fungi, Ascomycota, Sordariomycetes, Hypocreales, Nectriaceae. The transcript has 9 exons. The coding region runs from base 1 to 2292 and encodes 763 amino acids. Gene Ontology annotation, biological process: DNA-templated transcription. Gene Ontology annotation, cellular component: nucleus. The record is from RefSeq and is a predicted model, not a curated record. Gene Ontology annotation, molecular function: DNA binding; zinc ion binding.
AUGUCUGCGUCGCCGUCUUCACGCGGCGGAACAUUCGGCGCUGCUCCCUCUCAUCGGCUGAGUACCAGAGUCUGCGACAACUGCAUUCGGUUCGUGGACCCCGCAUCAACUCUCGGUCCUACAACAUCUGACAAUCUCCGUGCCUCAGCUCUAAAGUCCGAUGUUCCGGACGAGUACCACGGGCAACGCGGAACACUCGCAACCGAGAGAGAAGGCAUUCCGCUUAUCUCUGACCAUGCCAGGGCCGAUGAGUACUUCAAAUCGAUCAAUGAAGCCAUACCACUAUUCUCCGAGGCCGCAGCAUCAAAUAGCAGGGAUGCUCUAUCAACAUGCAGCCCUGAACUCACCGAAUCUCUGAUUCUUAUCACAGCCAGACUCCUCGGCUUCAAAUUCGCAACUCCUAAUUUUAACCUCGACGAUCGUAUAGACCUAAUCCUAAGCAAUACAACUCUUCAAGAAGAUACAGCCGGUGACUUUCCAAGUCUCGAUCUGUUUCGCAAGUUCUGCCUUCUCGUCUUUUACGAAUUCCACCAAUUCCCAGGCCAACAAGCCUGGGUACGAAUAGGAAAGAUCGUCAGGCUUGCGUAUUGGAUGGGCCUUGAUCGUCUAGAAAUAAUCCAAUCGGUCUCCCCAGAAUGGUCCAAUGUGAGCGACGCGGAUCUUCAAAACUGGAGACUUGUUUGGUGGUGUGUAUACCGUCUUGACUCAUAUGCCAACCUCUCAUCGGGUACACCUUACCAAAUUGAUGAACGACUUGUCAAUACGUCUCUUAAUCCCCAGAGUCAGCUUUCUCAAGGACUUGUUGCCCCAUGCCGGUUACCUCAUGAUCCGCGUGGUCUUCCCGACCUUCUCUUAUGUGUCAAGGCCAGUAACGAAAGCAGCUUACUCUUCGACAUUCAUCUCAUCGCCGUCACUGUCUUGCGGCAAUUUGGCAGAGCAAUGAGUAUGCGCUACUUGGUUCCUCACGAGAUCCUCACGGCGAGCCUACUCGAUGCAGAACGUACGCUGUCCGCAAUACGCCUAGCUUUGCCACGGAACUUUCUGAACCCCGGAAGGAAUGCGUUCAUGAAUGAGUCAAAUACAAAUCAUCACGCGAGAUUAGUCCCGGUGCUUCUACUACAUAUGGCGCAACUGUUAGCUGCCCUUGCGAGCUGCUACUAUCUUCCGGAAGGUGACGAUUGGACGCUUAGCUGGCAGCGUGUUCUGGAGACUUGCCAGAAUAUAGCCGGGGUUGCAGAGAAGUGGGAUAGUAAUUACACUCUCACCGUGGACCCAGCACUAUCACUCAUCAGCUUGACGGCACUCGUCUUCUUGGAUAUCCACAAGAAGUUUACUGAGAGUACGAACACGCAGCUCAUAGCUGAAAUUGAAAAUUGUGAACUUCUUCUGCUGCUCCAGCUUGAGCAAUUCUCGGCUCAUUGGAAGCUUCCGAGCUUGCUGAUCCUGUCAUUUAAGAGCUUCAAGGAUCGGGCCAUUUCCCUCGAUUAUCUCCGUGAGGCUCCCUUGGCAUUGAACACAUACAUGAGGACCAGCAUCCCAUAUCGAAAUACAGGAACCAACAGCAGCAUGUCCGAAAACAAAAUUACCUUCUUCGACAUACCCAGCAGGUCGCCUCAGGUCUGCUGGUCCAUGAAUACCUGGAGAACGAGACUGCUUCUCAACUACAAAGGCCUUGAGUAUAAGACCGAAUGGCUUGAAUACCCCGAGAUCAAGGAGCGCCUCAGUGGACAUGUAUCCCCAAAUCAAGGAGGCGCGCCCUUCACAUGCCCAGCCGUUCAAAUGCCAGACGGCUCAUACAUCAUGGACUCUUACAAGAUCGCCGACGUCAUCGAGGAAAAGUACCCAGAGCCAGGUGUACACCUGAAGAAUCCAAUGCAAGACCGUCUCCGAGCAUCAAUGAUUAAAUUCAUGACUGAAAUGGUCCCAAUUUAUGUCCCCGGCGUCGCCAAAAACAUUAUCGGCGAAAAGAGCAUUGACUUCUUUCUGCAGACACGGUUGCAAGACGUAGGAAUGCCUCUCUAUGAGUACGGGGAAAAGCACUCCCCUGGAGCAUUUGACAGAGCGGAGCCGUUUGCACGUGAGAUCACGGCCUUGCUUGAGGAGAAUAAGUCCGGGCCAUUUUUGCUGGGGGAUGUGGUGAGCUAUGCUGAUUUCAUCUGGGCGGGUAUUCUGCUGUUCUUCAAGUGCCUUGGCGAGGAGGAGUAUAAGGAGGUGCUGAGGAUAACCGGUGAUGGGGACGUCCAUACUAAAUUUCUUGAUGGCCUACGACCUUGGACAGAGAAGAAUACCUGA